AUGGGGAGAAGGUUCGGAGAUGGGGAGAAGGUAGUGGUCUAUGAGGCAGCGAGUGCGAUGCAGCAUGACCUCCCAAAGAAAGAACGAGACGCCGGGGGUUUCGUGAUUCAAAUAGCUCUCGAAAAUGGGAAGGGGACUUCGGGAAUGCUAGACUUUGGAGUAGGGAUCAACCUUAUGCCGUUCUCUAUCUUUCAGCGGCUCGGCCUAGGAGACUUGAGACCAACCCGGAUGUGCCUCCAGCUUGUAGACCAUUCAAUCCGAUACCCAAAAGAAGUGGUAGAAGAUGUCCUAGUUCGUGUAGGGAGACUCAUUGUCCCGGUGGACUUUGUCGUCCUAGAUGUGACCCUGAACAUGAUAGUCUAUGGCGAAUCAGUAUCCAUUUCCGUUCGAGAAGCCACAUCUGCAUCCUCGGUGAACUUUGUGGAGGAGUGCGCCUUUGUUGAUAUAACCGACCCGUUCGUGGAAGAGAUGACCCCGACCAUUGAGCUCCUUGCAGCCGACGAGCCCCACACACCGACUCCACCCACAUUACCUCGCCACCUCAAGUAUGUAUUCCGUGAUGACGAGAAGCAAAAGCCGGUCAUCAUUUUUGCCGAGCUUAACCGAGAUGAGAAGAGGGAGCUGAUUAAGGUACUCAAUAAGAAUCAGAAGGCUAUUGGGUGGAGCCUCGGAGAUAUGAAGGGCAUCAGUCCCUCCACAUGCAUGCACUGGAUCAUCCUAGAAGAGGGUGCCAAGCCAUUUCGGGACAGCCAACGACGACUCAACCCGAACAUGAUGGAGGUGGUGAAGAAAGAAGUGUUGAAGCUCUAUUCCGAGGGACUCAUUUAUCCAGUGGCAGACAGCGAGUGGGUCAGCCCGAUCCAUGUGGUGUCGAAGAAAGGGGGCAUCACAGUCAUCGAGAAUGAGAAGAAGGAGAUGAUUCUUGACCGUCUCUCGGGCCAUCAGUUCUACUGCUUCCUAGAUGGACUCUCCGGCUACUACCAAGUAGCCAUAGCGCCCGAAGACCAACCUAAGACGACCUUCACGUGCCCAUUCGGCACAUUUGCUUUCAGGCGUAUGCCAUUCAGCCUAUGCAAUGCACCCGAGACUUUCCAAAGGUGCAUGUUCUCCAUUUUCUCCGAUAUUCUUGAGGACUGCUUACAGGUGUUAAACCAAUUUUCUCCGAACCGUUCGUCUUCCUCUUUGUCGGGUUGA
Molecule: messenger RNA, 1194 nt
Organism: Striga asiatica
Lineage: Eukaryota; Viridiplantae; Streptophyta; Magnoliopsida; Lamiales; Orobanchaceae
Source: the annotation of a GenBank genome assembly